AUGGAGCUGGAGUCGAUGCGAAAAUUGAAGGGCUUGUUCCGGCAGAGAGGACAGAUCGAACAGAAGCUAGUGAGGACUCAGUUGACUUUGCGAACGCAGAGUAGUAUGACGUUAGCCCAGUUGCAGUGCGCGGAGAAGAAACUAGUUGUAAUCUACAGCGAGUUUAGCCACUUCCAUAGUGAAAUCAUGGCCUUGAUUCCUGAUGAAGCAUCGGAUGAGCAAGAUGAAAUUUACUGCACUUUUGAGGAUCGUCAUACCGAGUUGUCGAAUCACAUCCAGAAAAGAAUCAAUGCUGCUACUCAAAUGCAAUCCGUGAGUUCAUCUGUUUCCCCACAGGUUAUUAUUCAGCAGCAGCCGUUGAAAGCACCUAUUCCUACAUUUGACGGUAAUUAUGCUAAUUGGCCAAAAUUCAAGGCGAUUUUCCAAGACCUGAUGGCACAGUCCGGGGACUCAGAGGCAUUAAAACUGUACCACCUAGACAAAGCAUUGAUUGGAUCCGCAGCAGGUAUAUUAGAUGCAAAAAUAAUCAACGAGGGUAAUUAUAAGCAAGCGUGGAAGGUGCUAACAGACCGUUACGAAAACACACGUGUGAUCGUUGAGUCACACAUUCAAGGAUUGCUUACUCUUGAAAAAAUGUCUAAAGCAACAUUCAAAGAAUUGGAUGGCCUGCUAACUGAAGCAACCGGUCAUGUUGAAGGCCUACGGUACCAAAAACAACAGUUAACGGGUAUCUCCGAGCACAUCGUGGUGCAUCUUAUCGUCAGUGCCUUGGAUGAUUCGACCCGCAUGGCUUGGGAACGUACCCAGCAAAGAAGUGUGCUCCCGAAAUACGAACAAACAAUCUCCUUUCUCAAAACCAGUUGUCAAGUGCUGGAGCAGUGUGAAUCGUCGCAAGCUUUCUCCCAACGAACCGCCGUAAAAUCAAAAGUUUCACCAGUCAACAACAAAAUGCCAUCGCUAAAGACUAACGCAGUUACUUCAAGUUCCAGCAAGUCUUCAGGUUCCUGCCACUUUUGUGGAGGUUCACAUCUUAACUUCCAAUGUGAGGAAUUCAAGCAGCUGACAGCAACUCAAAGGGCAGAAAAGGUUCGAGCAAAAGGUUUGUGCUUUAACUGCCUCCGGAAGAGACGUCAGUCCAAACAGUGCACGUCUAACAACACGUGUCGAAAAUGCAGCCGCAAACAUCACACCAUUCUCCACGAUGAUGCUGAAAGGAACAGCAGUCAGGAUUCAAAAGCUGACAUUGCCGCGCCAAAGCAACCUGUCGCGAAUAAUCAACCAACUGUUGUUCAACCUUCUGUUUCGGUGGUGGAUAAACCAGUAUCCACUACAUGCUCAAGCAAUCACGUUUCAACAUCAAAGACCGUCUUGCUAUUGACUGCUGUCGUUCAAGCCAUUGAUGAACAUAACCAGUCCCACCCUUGUCGAGUCCUACUUGACAGUGGGUCUCAAGUUAACUUCGUCACCGAGAAAAUGGCAACCCGCCUCGGUUGUUCUAGAAUGCCAGCAAAUGUAUCAAUCACUGGAAUCAAUGCCCUGAGAAGUCUAGCUCGUGAUAAGGUGUUCGUUAAAUUCCAAUCGAGCUACGGAGACUUUCAAGCCAACAUCGCGUGUCUGGUUACAACCAAGGUACCUGGAACUAUUCCUAACCGAACGAUUGAUUUCAGCUCCUGGGAACUUCCUGAAGGCAUUCAACUCGCCGAUCCACAUUUCUUCCAGCCAGAAAGGGUUGACAUGUUAAUCGGGGGAGAGUUGUUCUUUGAUCUACUGAAGCCCGAUCAAAUAAGUCUUGGUGACAAUUUACCACAACUUCGAGACACUCAUCUUGCAUGGGUGGUAGCUGGAGUAAUAAACGAGCCGUACAUUUCGAAUGCGGCUAUUCAACACGUCAACCAUGCUUAG
Messenger RNA from Wyeomyia smithii (pitcher-plant mosquito), 1902 nucleotides. RefSeq lists its product as uncharacterized. The record is from RefSeq and is a predicted model, not a curated record. Gene Ontology annotation, biological process: proteolysis. The transcript has a single exon. Lineage: Eukaryota; Metazoa; Arthropoda; Insecta; Diptera; Culicidae. Gene Ontology annotation, molecular function: aspartic-type endopeptidase activity. The coding region runs from base 1 to 1902 and encodes 633 amino acids.